GGGAUUGAUUUUUGCUUUGUUUUAUGCAACUGGUGAUUACACCGAUAGCAUUCCGAGAUGGCGAGUCACGGUAUUUCUAGAAGCGAAUACGCUACGCAGUCCCGAGACGAGCAUCGCCGGGCGAAAGAACUUAAAAAGAUUGAGGAAUACAACCAACUUGCCAGCACAGUUCAAGAGCAGAGGCUAGCGACAGAGCACAAUCUUGAGGCGCUCGAGGGAACUACCCGUCUACUGAGGCUUAAUCCGGAGUACUACACCAUAUGGAACUACCGGCGCGAAAUCCUUCAACAGACGCUUUUGGCUAAACACUCACCUCCUGGGAUCGCCCUUUCUCCUACUUCAGCUUCCACUCGAACCUGUCUCGAGGAUAAUGAAGCGAACCAGGACCCAGAAGAGGUUGCCACGUCUGUGCAUGCGGCAUACACUUCUAGGGCAACCCUCCACCUAAAGGAGGAACUCGCUUUCUUACUACCACUGCUCUCCUCAUUCCCGAAAUGCUACUGGAUUUGGAAUCACCGUCUGUGGACCCUCCAACGUGCAACGGAAAUUCUACCCGCCGAUAAAGCAGGCAACUUCUGGCAAGAAGAGUUAGGCCUUGUGGGUCUCAUGCUACGUAGGGAUGUUAGGAAUUUUCAUGGAUGGAUGUAUCGGCGGUUUGUCAUUUCCAACAUCGAGUUUCCGAGACGGAAAAGUCUUUCUGGCGAUGAGGUUGAAAACUCUUCAUCGAGGGAUACAUCGCUUGUGGAACAGGAGUUCGCAUAUACAACUAAGAUGGUUCAAGGGGUUGGCGGCAUGAGUAAUUACUCGGCAUGGCACAACAGAAGUAAACUUAUCCCGAGGCUACUGUCUGAGAGAAAGUGUGGAAGGCAGGAGAGGAUGGAUUUUUUGGAAGAUGAAUUAGAAUUACUAAAACGCAAUAUAUCUACGAACCCCCACGAUCAGUCGCUUUGGUUCUAUCACCGCUGGCUAAUAUACUCCAAUACUAUCACCCCGGAUCGCGAUACACCAAAUGCUAUCUCACCUUUUAUGUCCCGCGGAACAAAAUUGCUCAUGCUAGCUGCCGAGAUAGAUACUCUUCAGGAUCUACUUGAAGCGCAUGCAGAAUGCAAGUAUAUUCUCAAAGCUCUAGUCGAGUACGUAGGCCUAUUACAACGGGUCAGAGAGGAUCCAAGAGACCCGGAGGAUGUUGAGGAGGAAGAAGAAUGGACUGCAGAUGACGAGGAAAAGAGGCGGGUAGAUAGGAGGGUGUGGCUGGCGAAAUUAGUCUCGAUUGACCCGAUGAGGAAAGGGAGGUAUCAGGAGAUACUAAGGGGUUUGGAUUAGCACUGGUUUUCGCUUGCACUGUGUACUGCGGGGUGGGAAUUUAAAGAGAGGCAGUGGUAAAAUUCUUUUCUGGAGUUUUAUGAUUUUAGAUGGGUUUGAGAAUUAUAGGGCUUUGUGUUUA
Molecule: messenger RNA, 1444 nt
Organism: Tuber melanosporum (Perigord truffle)
Lineage: Eukaryota; Fungi; Ascomycota; Pezizomycetes; Pezizales; Tuberaceae
Exons: 4
Coding region: 58-1323 (421 amino acids)
Biological process (GO): protein geranylgeranylation
Cellular component (GO): Rab-protein geranylgeranyltransferase complex; cytoplasm
Molecular function (GO): Rab geranylgeranyltransferase activity
Source: RefSeq, a predicted model, not a curated record